CGUGGUUGACCUAUACUCAGUGGCAUGCUGCUUAUGGUACUAUCAGAGAACUCAGGAUCCGGUCCCCGCGCGGAUUCUGGACCAGGAGGUGGUCGUGAUCAAUUCUCAGCAUAUUGCACCCCUUAAUGGACAAGCGUUCUCGUAUUUACUCCGAUCGACCAUACGUAGCCACAAGGAAGUCGUGUGUUCUUCUAAUAUUCUUACCAUCGAAUCAUUCUGAACAUCUUUCCCGGCGACUUUUCCACCAAACUUUCCGUCCCGACUCUGCAGUAAAGUUUCGCCCCGUGCAGAUGACACGGGCUCGUGAGAUGAUCGUCAAUCUCAUUGAUGACCCUCGACAUUGUCACGCCCACUUCGCAACGUUCUCGUGCUCUGUUGUGAUGUCAGUUGUCUAUGACUACCAACCCAAAGCUCGUGAUGAUCCCCUGGUUCGAACCGCGGAAAAUGCAGUGGCUCUUGGGUUUCUACGAUGACCCCAGAGAAAGCAAUCUUGCUUAAAACUUCCCCUUC
Molecule: messenger RNA, 510 nt
Organism: Suillus paluster
Lineage: Eukaryota; Fungi; Basidiomycota; Agaricomycetes; Boletales; Suillaceae
Exons: 4
Coding region: 126-473 (115 amino acids)
Molecular function (GO): monooxygenase activity; iron ion binding; heme binding
Source: RefSeq, a predicted model, not a curated record